CACACACCACAGUACGCGCAAUGGCAUCAACGACAACUGGGAUUCUGCCGCUGGCAGCGACGCUUCUGCUGCUGCUGCACUGCAGCAGCGCCGCCGAGGAGCCCAUCUAUCGCAUGUGUGUACCGCAAAUAUAUUUCAACGAUUGCACCAAUCUGCUGAAUGAUCCCUCCGAGGCGGGCAUUAAAAUGGAGUGUGUUGCUGGCCGAGAUCGCGUCGAAUGCCUGGAGCUAAUCGAACAGCGCAAGGCUGAUGUAUUGGCCAGCGAACCGGAGGACAUGUAUAUGGCCUAUCAUCGCAAGAAUGAGGAUUAUCGUGUCAUUUCUGAAAUACGCUCGCAAGAUGAUAAGGAUGCUGACUUCCGUUAUGAGGGCAUAAUCCUGGUGAAGAAAACCUCACCCAUCAAAAGCUUGGAAUCGCUGCGUGGCGCCAAGUCCUGCCACACUGGCUUUGGCCGCAAUGUGGGCUACAGGAUCCCCAUAACGAAGCUGAAGAAUACCAAUGUGCUGAAGGUCUCGGCCGAUCCACAAAUCUCAGCUACCGAACGCGAAUUGAAAUCAUUGUCAGAGUUCUUCAAGGAGUCAUGUCUGGUGGGCAACUACUCGGCGCAUCCGGAAUCAGAUCGUUUGCUGAAGAAGAAAUACUCCAAUCUGUGUGCGCUUUGCGAGAAGCCAGCUCAGUGCAACUAUCCGGACAAGUACAGUGGCUAUGAUGGUGCCAUACGCUGCCUGGACAAGGGUCAAGGCGAGGUGGCCUUCACCAAGGUGCAAUAUAUUAAGAAAUAUUUUGGCCUAACGGGCAAGCCUGAAGCGCCAGCUGCCGAGGGCAAACCGGAGGACUUUGAGUAUUUGUGUGAGGAUGGCACACGUCGUCCCAUAACUGGAGCCGCCUGCUCCUGGGCACAGCGUCCUUGGAGCGGCUACAUAUCAAACGAGCAGGCUGUGCAUGGCCCCGAGCAGCUGCAUAAGCUGCAAGCUCGUCUGGAGCGCUUCUUCGAAAAUGGCUUGCAUGCUCAGAACCAGGCGGCUGCAGCUCAUCUGUUGAUCCAGCCGAAUGCAUUCUAUCAUAGCAAGCAGCAGGCUAUCGAUCCCAAGGUCUAUCUGGAGCGUGCUGGCUACAAGGAUGUGAUCGAACGCGAUGGCAGCGCCAUACGCAAGCUGCGCUUCUGCACCCAAACCGAUGCAGAGUUCUCCAAGUGUCAGGCAAUGCACAAUGCUGCAUAUGCUCGCGAUGCGCGUCCAGAGCUCGAGUGUGUGCAAUUGACCGACUGCAUGGUUGCCAUGGGCAACAGCAAGGCCGAUAUGAUGAUCGUGCAUGCUUCCAACUAUGCAGAGGCAAGAAAUCAAAAGCUCAUACCGCUGGUCUAUGAACAGCUGCGUCCGGAGCAGCUUUUAGUGGCUGUUGCGCCCGCCAAAAUGGAUCGUGAGGCGCUGCAAAAGGCGCCCAUUCACUACGAUGCGCAUAGCGAGCGUGCACGCUUCAGCGCCGCGCUGAUGAACAAACGUCGCAGUCUGGACUGGUGCAACAUGACGCCCAGCGCCGAGAAGCAACUGCAGAUUGUGCCCGCAACUGAGCUGAAUGCGUUCAGAGAUUGGCAGCUCGUGUGUCCCACCAUGGAGCGUCGCCCUGUCACUGACUUUGUCAAUUGCAAUGUCGAAGUGCAACUACCACGUGCGAUCUUUGCUCGUGCCGAUACCACAACUGUCGAGCAAGAGACCAUCAAGCACUUGUUCUCGCUCAUCUCGGAGCGUUUCGGUGCGCAUGGCAAAUUCAUGGAUGUGUUUGCGCUCUUUGCUCCGUAUCAGAAAGAUCAAGAAAAUGUGCUCUUCGAUGACAAUGGCGCCGAGUUGGUUACCCAGCUGAAGAGCGACUAUCAGAAUGAGCAUAUCUACAAUGAGCUCCAUUGCGAUGCCAACAAGAUUGCCAAGCAGUAAACUGCGUAUACGCAAUCCCAGCAUAUUCUAUAACUAUAUUACACAGACACAUAUGUAUAUGCAUAUAUGUACGUAUAUGUAAGUACAUCCUAUACUAUAUACUCUUUUUUUUUUUUUUGAUCUGAAUAAAUAUCCAACAUAAAGUUGCAA
Messenger RNA from Drosophila busckii, 2081 nucleotides. RefSeq names its product transferrin. The record is from RefSeq and is a predicted model, not a curated record. The transcript has 5 exons. Gene Ontology annotation, biological process: iron ion transport. Lineage: Eukaryota; Metazoa; Arthropoda; Insecta; Diptera; Drosophilidae. Bases 21 to 1931 code for a protein of 636 amino acids. Gene Ontology annotation, cellular component: early endosome; extracellular region; recycling endosome.